AUGGAUCAUCUGGACCUUUCCACAACCCCGGGCGUAGCCCUCGCAGCGAUUAUCGCCAUCGUCACCAGCUCUGUCCUGUACUACUUGAAGAAGGCCGAUGCGGAACUGCCACUGGCCAGCCACGACAUUGUCGAUUUGCGGAUAUACCCCAUCAAGUCAUGCCGUGGCGUCCAGGUCCAGUCGGCUGCGCUGCUCAAGACAGGGCUCGACCUCGACCGCAACUGGAUGUUUGUCUCUGCCGGGAAGCGCGACUUCCUCACAAUCAGGGACGAGCCCCGCAUGACGCUCAUCCGGACGCGUGUCGACUUCGCCAGUGAUACGCUCGUCAUUACUAUCGAGGGCAACAAGGGGUGGGAGCUCUCGAUUCCCGCACACCCGACCACGGAGUGGCUCGAGGCCAACACCACGCUGCGCACCGGCGUUAUCUGGGGGCAAAAGACGGACGGCUGGGAGUACCCUGCGACCAUGACCCAAGCCAUCUCGGAAUUCCUCAGCGUCGAAACCCGACUGUUGUACAAGGGACCCUCGCCGAGGGUCCUUCGCGGCUGUGGCGCGCCGGAUCGGCUCGGCCGCACAGAGGCGACAAAGUUCGCCGACAUGAUGCCGGUCCUGGUCGCGUCGCUGGCCAGUCUAACUGAGCUCAACGGGCGGCUACGGAGUGGUGGUGAGCACGCCGUUGACAUUGAAAGGUUCCGGCCAAACAUCAUUAUCAGCGGUCACGAGCCCUGGGCUGAGGACAAUUGGAAAACUCUCCGCAUCCGAGAGGCCGAGAACGGUGGUGAUGGCGAUGAUCAGAGGGAGAAGAAGGCUGUCGAGUUGGACGUGGUGUCACGCUGCUUAAGAUGCCAGGUCCCAAACGUCGACCCGGAUACUGCCGACAAGAAUCCCCGCCAGCCGUGGGACGAACUGGUCAAAUAUCGGCGAAUCGACGAGGGCCUGAAGUUCAAGCCGAGCUUUGGCAUGCUCUGUGUACCAAGGGCGGAGUUAGUCGUCACGGUUGGGCAGAAGUUGGACGUCAUGCAGACGACUGACAGCCACUUCUUCAUCAAUCCGAUGAAAUAG
This is a messenger RNA of Microdochium trichocladiopsis, 1062 nucleotides long. RefSeq lists its product as uncharacterized. Lineage: Eukaryota; Fungi; Ascomycota; Sordariomycetes; Xylariales; Microdochiaceae. The record is from RefSeq and is a predicted model, not a curated record. The transcript has a single exon. Gene Ontology annotation, molecular function: pyridoxal phosphate binding; catalytic activity; molybdenum ion binding. The coding region runs from base 1 to 1062 and encodes 353 amino acids.